This is a messenger RNA of Limanda limanda (common dab), 996 nucleotides long. RefSeq names its product troponin T, cardiac muscle-like. Gene Ontology annotation, biological process: sarcomere organization; regulation of muscle contraction; cardiac muscle contraction. The transcript is spliced from 15 exons. The record is from RefSeq and is a predicted model, not a curated record. The coding region runs from base 1 to 996 and encodes 331 amino acids. Gene Ontology annotation, cellular component: troponin complex. Lineage: Eukaryota; Metazoa; Chordata; Actinopteri; Pleuronectiformes; Pleuronectidae. Gene Ontology annotation, molecular function: troponin I binding; troponin C binding; tropomyosin binding.
AUGUAUGCAGGUAUGUGCCCACCCAUUGUAGACACGGGCGACUUGCCGCCAUGUGACCCGCUACUGGGUUUAAAAGCUUAUGGCCAACAGAGGAGGGCCCAGUGCUGCCUCCUCAACAUGUCCGACACAGAAGAAGCAACAUAUGAGGGAGAACAAGAAGAGAAGGAUGUGGAGGAGGUAACAGAGAAGGAGGAGGUGGAGGAGGAAGAGGUAGUAGAGGAGGAGGAGGAGGAGGAGGAGGAGGAGGAGGAGGAGGAGGAGGAGGAGGAGGUAGUAGAAGAUGAGGAGGAGGAGGAGGAAGAAGAUGCUGGAGAGGAAAAUGAAGGAGGUAUGGACACGUACGAAUCAAAGCCCAAGCCUGGCUUUGUUCCUGGCCUGAUAGCUCCAAAGAUCCCAGAAGGAGACAAGGUGGACUUUGAUGACAUUCACCGAAAGCGAAUGGAGAAGGACCUGACCGAGCUCCAGACUCUGAUCGAGGCUCACUUUGACAAGCGUAAGAAGGAGGAAGAGGAGCUCCUCAGCCUCACAGACCGCAUUGACAAACGCAGGUCAGAGAGAUCAGAGCAGACGAAGAUCAGAGCGGAGAGAGAAAAAGAGCGACAGAACAAAAUAUCUGAGGAGAAAGCGAGGAAAGAAGAUGUAGAGUUUAAGAAGAGGGCAGACGAUGACCACAGGAAGAAGAUGAUUCUGUCCAACCUGAGUUUCACCGGAUACAAAACACAGACUGGGGCAAAAAGACAAACGGAGAGGGAGAAGAAGAAGAAGAUCCUGAGCGACCGACGCAAGGAGUUAAACAUCGAUCACCUGAAAGAGGACAAACUCAAGGAAAAAGCGAAGGAGAUGUGGGACCGGAUGCGUGAGCUGGAGUCGGAGAGAUUUGAUCUUCAGUAUCAGCAGACGAAGCAGAAGUAUGAGAUCACCGUGCUGAGAAACCGAGUCAGUGACCAUCAGAAAAUUUCAAAGGGCGCCAGGAGCAAGCGAGGGCUGAGGAAGUAA